GUAAAUCAUUCGUAAUAGCAGUGAAUCCGGAUGCUCCCUCUUCAUCUCUCUGAGAUCCAGAUAAGCCAGCAGGAGAUUUCUGAUAUCGCAGAUGCUGUAAAACGAAAUACAACCGAAAUUCCACAAAAAGGGAGUACACGAUCGAAUCAGUCCCGAAGAGAGAAACUAAUUGGAAUCCACCCCUGCUGA
This is a messenger RNA of Blastocystis hominis, 189 nucleotides long. RefSeq lists its product as hypothetical. The coding region runs from base 31 to 189 and encodes 52 amino acids. NCBI's taxonomy places the organism in Eukaryota, Bigyra, Opalinata, Blastocystidae. The record is from RefSeq and is a predicted model, not a curated record. The transcript has 2 exons.